CCAUACUGUAGCCAGAGAGGGGCAAAAAGAUAUUAGCACUAGCACCACGAGCCACAAAACCCCCCACACGACUUGAUGACUUGAUCAUGCAACAGAGCACCCACAGUAUACUUCAUCCUCACACCUCACCCUUAUAACUUCACACCCUCCACAUCAAAGAACAAAGCUCGCGUCCAUCAGAAAAGCAGCAGAGACAGCAAAUACAUACAAUGGCAGACAACAUCAAUCCAGGCAACAACAAUCGAGAUACUAGUAUCUUGGCGGAGGCCAAGCGAUUGGUGGCGUACCCAAAGGGACGAGAGUCAAUGAAAUCAGUGGCCGCGGCACAGGUUGGCCAAAAGGAUGCGGAGUCCACAACUGUCCGCACCAAAUGUGUGAAGAGAGCCGGAAGUGGCCAGUAUCCGACUAACGCUCCGAUGCUCCAAGAAGCGAAGAGACAGAUUGCCUAUCCAAGAGGCAGUUCAAGUCUAAGCGAUAAUCAGGUUGAAGUCAGCCCGGAUGGGCCGAAAGAAUCGGGCAGAAAUAGUGACACCGCCAACCCAUCGGAGAUGUUACAAGAUGCCAAGAACCAGAUUGCCUAUCCCAGGGGUCGAAACUCGGUCACCAAUACGACAGAAUCAGCCAUUAGUCAAAAUCAAACGACACAACCCGAAUAUGCAGCAGUAUCGAGAGAGGGCGUCUCUGGCGAUAUUCUUCACCAGGCAAAGAGUUUGACUCCGUUUCCAAGAGCACGUCGUUCCGCAAAUGGCGUUGCAUCUACAGAGAGUCACCCUAGCACCAAUCUUCAAUUAACUUUCGACCAGCAACCACCACAUCCGAAUAACUCUGAUGAAAACAUUCAUAGCAUGCCACCAGCACAAACUGAUACAACCUAUCCAACUGAACCUGGAGCAUAUGCAGAUGGUGAUGCCGAGUCUACAGAAGAAGAAGAAGACACCUUGGGUGUUUCUGAGGAGGUAGUGGAAGAUGAUGUGGAGGCAAGUCGUCCUGUUGGAGGAGAUGACAUGACCCAUGGACUGGCUGUUGCCAAUUUAGUGGAGGAGGAUUCAACACCCUUCGAUCUUCAGCAUGCUCAAGAUUUUGACCUGGAAGCUUCCCAAAAGAGAGGUGAAGCCACCAAGCAGUUCAAAACCAACUUGUUUCUGGGGAUUCUUCUUCUUAUUGCCAUCGUUAUCAUUUUAAUGGCUGUACUGGUCCCAAGCAAAGGGUCAGCUGACACUAAUCUUGAUGAUAUGGCUCCAACUGCAUCACCAACAACUGCACCGCCAUCCCGGAGUCCUUCCCAGGCUCCAACCUCCAUUGAGGAUCGUGUCUCGUCUCUUCUCCACGAUGAAACGAUUCAUGCAAUCACGGCGGAUCCUAGUUCACCACAAGGACGAGGCUACCAGUGGUUGAUGGAGGACACAAUCAACAUCCCCCUGUUAUCCGAUGAGCGCAUCAAGCAGCGGUUUGCCUUGGCCACUCUGUACUUUGCCACAAGUGGAGACAAUUGGCUGGCCAACAACAACUGGCUCAACCACAGUGUUCAUGAGUGUGAUUGGUUCAACAAGCCAUCCUUUGCCAUGAAAGAUUUGUUGGGCCAUUUUUACCCUGGGUACUUGGAUGAAAUGUUCCCUCCCACAGAACCGGCUCCCACUACCUGUGAUGAGGAUGGUCUUUACCAGCAUCUCUGGUUGGAUCAAAACAAUCUUUUGGGCACUCUGCCAAUUGAACUCUACUCGUUGACAUCACUACAAUCUCUAUCGGUGAUCCUGAAUGGAUUGAAAGGGGCCGUGCCCAGUGAACUAGGCCUGCUUACUUCUCUUGAAGGCCUGGCCAUCAAUAAUAUAGAGAAUGCUGGGACAGUGCCAACUGAAAUUGGGCUCUUGACAAAGAUGAGGGCAAUUGGACUUGGUGACAAUAAUCACCAGGGAAGUUUGCCCACAGAGUUCUGGCAACUGACCAACUUGGAGACCCUCAUAACAAGCCGCAAUGCUCAGUUGGGAGGCACUAUUCCAACAGAAAUUACUGCGUUAUCAAAGUUGAGGUGGCUUGUCAUGGAUGAGUGUGACCUGUCUGGAACUAUUCCCACGGAGCUUGGCCAACUGAAACAUCUUGAUUGGAUAGCUUUCUAUGGGAACAGAUUGUCUGGCACCCUUCCAAGCGCACUUGGACAGCUUCCAGAGUUGAAAUUUUUCACUGUCGAGAAGAACAAUCUGCGAGGUGAGGUGCCCAGUGAAGUAGGCCUUCUUACAGAUCUUGUUUGGCUCAGUUUAGGUGACAACAGCUUCUCAGGGCAGAUUCCAAGUGAGUUUGGACUCCUGACAAAUCUGGCUUUGGCACUACAUUUCUACAACAACAGUCAAAUGUCUGGUACUAUUCCAACACAGAUUGGCCUCCUCUCAUCACUGCAUGAGUUGACCUUGCACAAUGCCCAGUUCUCAGGGCAGAUUCCCAGCGAACUAGGACUCCUUUCAUCCGUAGGUGCGCUGAGUUUUGGCAACAACUCCCUUUCUGGCACCAUCCCUGAAGAACUGGCAGCACGGCAGAAAUCCCUUUAUGCCAUGAUGGUGACAGACAAUCCCUCGUUGUCUGGUACAAUUCCUGAGGCUCUCUGCACCCUCAGUGGUGCAUGCAUUCCUUCCGUCGUCAAUCCGUGUGAGGGAACGCACCAUGGCAUGUAUUUUGACUGCACCAAUGUGCUUUGUGGCUGUAGUUGCCCUUGUGGAGAUUCCAAUAGCUAGUGAGGGAGCCAUUGGAGCGCUUUUUGACAUCAUACCCCCAAUGGAAGAAGAUCUUGGUCUGAGCUUGUCACAACAACAGCAAAACAACUAAGGCGGAACACCUGGCAUUUUCAUUCAUUAUCAUUGCUCCCAU
Molecule: messenger RNA, 2856 nt
Organism: Seminavis robusta
Lineage: Eukaryota; Bacillariophyta; Bacillariophyceae; Naviculales; Naviculaceae
Source: the annotation of a GenBank genome assembly